Messenger RNA from Debaryomyces fabryi, 453 nucleotides. It is a transcript of the gene YAE1, whose product is annotated as Yae1p. Bases 1 to 453 code for a protein of 150 amino acids. Lineage: Eukaryota; Fungi; Ascomycota; Pichiomycetes; Serinales; Debaryomycetaceae. The transcript has a single exon. The record is from RefSeq and is a predicted model, not a curated record.
AUGUCUUCUAAAUGCAAUGGGGACUGUUCUUGUGCUGGUAAGGUAGACAUGGAAAAUUCUGAUAAAAGAGAAACAGCCGAAAAUCAAACCAAUGACAUUGAUGAUGUAUGGGGUGAUGAUGACAUAGAAGAGCUAGAUAAUACGACUGCAGAUAUCAAAAGAAUGCAUUCAAAACAGGGAUACUUAGAUGGUAUCACUAACGCCAAAGAAUCAAGCCUUCAAGAUGGAUUUGACGACCUGUUUCCAAAAGGUGCGGAAUUAGGUAUUAUCGUGGGGAACAUAUUGGGAUCAUUGAUUUCUUCUAAUGAUGAAGAACUAUUCGAAAAGGCUAAAGCCGAACUUAAUAUUUCGCAGGUGUUGCACAAGAAAUACUUCGACGAAGAGUUGGAGUUGAAGAGCAACUCUGAGCAUGAAUUGAUUGCCAAGUGGCAAAAUGUUGUGCAGAAUUUGUAG